Molecule: messenger RNA, 720 nt
Organism: Trichosporon asahii var. asahii CBS 2479
Lineage: Eukaryota; Fungi; Basidiomycota; Tremellomycetes; Trichosporonales; Trichosporonaceae
Exons: 2
Coding region: 1-720 (239 amino acids)
Source: RefSeq, a predicted model, not a curated record
AUGACCAACAUCCCCCUCGUCCAGCCCCUCGACCUCACCCGCUUCACCCACUACCAGUUGCCCGAGAGCAACGACCGCAGCUACCGUUCUACGCCCCAGCGCAGUUCCGGCAGCGGUGCUAGCGGCGGUAGUGGCAGCGGCAGCGGCAGUGGCGGUAGCGCAACCCCGGAGGGCACGCCACAGACGGCGCAUACAACGCAGACCUUCGGGUUCUCUCCGUCUGACAGUCCGCUCAGCCCCGCCCCGCCCCACAGUGCGCCCCACUCUGCUCCGCCCACGACCGAGCACCAUCAGCAGCACCAGCAACACCAAGCCCAGCACCAGCUCCUCAGCGGACAGAACAUCCAGGUCCACUCUCACCUCACCGCACCUGGCCCUGGCGGGCAGGCAGGUCCCGGCGGACCUGGUGGCGGCCCUGGUGGCCACCAGCAGCUCAUCAAGAUGAACUCACCCCGCGAGCCGAACACGUACUGGGACUCGUCAAUGCGUCCUCCUCCCCGCGAUCUUGCGUUCCAGCCCCAGCAGCCCUAUCCCAUGUACCGCGAGUACUAUGACAACUAUUCUCCCUAUUCUCAGUACCCAAUGGCCCAGCAGAACGACCAGGCGGAGGAGCGUCGCAGGCGCGAGCUGCAGAAGGCGCGUCGUCAUGUCUGCCUGAACACGCACAUGUCGGUGCACACAGGAGCGAAACGUGAGCUUACACAGCCACCUCCUAGCUAA